Aplosporella prunicola CBS 121167 is the source of this 882-nucleotide messenger RNA. RefSeq lists its product as uncharacterized. The transcript is spliced from 3 exons. NCBI's taxonomy places the organism in Eukaryota, Fungi, Ascomycota, Dothideomycetes, Botryosphaeriales, Aplosporellaceae. The coding region runs from base 1 to 882 and encodes 293 amino acids. The record is from RefSeq and is a predicted model, not a curated record.
AUGGUUUAUUCUCUUGAAGGCCAUACAAUCGCGUACAAACUCGCCAAAAACGACGACAAUCAGCUCUGGAACGACUAUGUCAGCCACACGGCAAUAUACAAAGCAGUUAUGAAGACUCCCGAAGUAUGCAAAGACAUCCUUAUUCCAACAUCACACUACUUCGUCCCCUCUACCGACACGAAGUGGUGGAAUGAAAACGGUCAACACUUUCCCUAUGACGCAAACGUGUCGAUUCCCAACAACGUUCUUCUAAUGGACAGGAUAAACCCCUUGCCUUCUAUCAUCCGCACCAGGCUCAUCGAGUUAUACUGUCCUCCAAAGCUGAAGGACGAAGCUUACAGUACCCGUGGCAAUUACGACUGCCUAAUCCGCCCGUAUCUCGGCCGCCGCCAGGACCCACCGCUCCAGUUCUUUAGCUUGCGCAACUAUAAGCUGUUCCUCAACCAAAUGGAAGAUAUGAACAUUGACACCAUGGAGAUUGCACGCACGCCUACGCAACAACCCGUCACACCGAUGUCUGCGGAGUGUUUCCGCCGUCGUGCUGUUUCUUUGUGGCUCCUCGACUUCAACCAGUGUUCCGAGAUCACCAUGGAUGAAGCCGGUGUGGCAGCGGCGGUAGACGCUUUCGUCGUUAAUGAUCCUUACUAUCCUCGUCCUGGAACCUUAUACGCCGACGACGAUGAUGAUCUUUGGGAUGAAUUCGCCGAGAGAUACCUGGACGUUUCGGCGAAGAUCCUAGUGUCGGAGACUGGACCACAGCCGCAAUUUAUAGAACUACUGCCGCAGUUAUUCAUUCAGGGUGUGAUCGGAAGGCUCAAGGCCAAGGAAGAACGCAAGAGGGAAUCUCUAAGAAGUUUAAUGACUGAUAUUUGGGCGGAGUAA